CAACACUCCCUGUUCCUCCAGUAGCAGAGGGAGAAAGAUGGCGCCCACACACGUACUGAGAUGCUGUCAACGGGGUUUAGCCUGGAUCCCUGUGAUUUUUAUCGCCCUUGUCGUCUGUUGGUCCUACUACGCUUUCGUGGUGGAGCUUUGUGUGUUCACCAUUAGGAAUAUAGGAGAGCAGGUUAUCUACCUGAUCUUCUUCCACCUCUCUUUCGUCAUGUUUGUGUGGUCUUAUUGGAAGACCAUCUUCACCAAGCCUGCCAACCCUUCCAAAGAGUUUUGCCUGCCGAAAGCCGAGAAAGAGCGCUACGAGAGGGAGGAGAGGCCAGAGUCCCAGCAGGAAAUCUUAUGGAGGGUCGCCUCCAACCUUCCUCUGUACACCCGCACAGGUGCUGGAGCAAUCCGCUACUGUGACCGCUGUCAAGUCAUCAAGCCAGACAGGUGCCAUCACUGCUCUGCUUGCGACAUGUGUGUGCUGAAGAUGGACCACCACUGUCCUUGGGUGAACAACUGCGUUGGCUUCUCUAACUACAAGUUCUUCAUCCUCUUCCUGGCCUACUCACUGGUAUACUGUUUGUUCAUCGCUGCCACGGUUCUGCAGUACUUCAUAAAGUUCUGGACUCUUUGUCGUAGGAAAUCGGCAGAGAACUGCCCAAAGAACGAGCUGAAUGACACGGGCCGGCCACAGGCCAAAUUCCACGUCCUGUUUUUGUUUUUUGUGGCGGCCAUGUUCUGCAUCAGUAUUCUGUCCCUGUUCAGCUACCAUCUAUGGCUUGUUGGAAAAAACAGGUCCACAAUAGAGGCAUUCCGAGCACCGGUCUUUAGAACAGGCUCUGAUAAGAAUGGUUUUUCUCUUGGUUUCCGGAAGAACAUCGCUCAGGUCUUCGGUGACCAGAAGAAGUACUGGCUGCUGCCAGUCUUCACCAGUCAGGGGGACGGUCUUACCUUUCCCACCCGGCUGGUUAAUGCUGAUGCAGAGCAGGCCACUGUUACUCUGCAUCCUGAUGCCAAUAAAUGCAUGCAGGACGUCUCUGUGAGCCCCCUCAGUGAGUCACAGAACCGCCUUCUCAGCAGCGAGCAGCACGCCAACAAUACUGAAAACCACCUGGCUGAUAACCCCCUCAAAUCAGCUGCAAGUGAAACCAUUACAGUCUCCAUGGAGAGUGAGUCCUAACCAGGAAAAACACCUCAGUCAUCUAAAUGUGAUGCCUUAAAAAAACACCAAACAGUUUAGUUCAUCACCAUGGCAACACCUCCCAAACCCAUCCAGAUAAAACUUUUGGAAAAGCAGUUCGCUGGCACAUGGCAGCACAGUAACGCUUUAAUAUCUUUGGCAUAUUUUGCAUGAAGUGUCGGACGGACGUCUCACUUUCACCAUCCGUAUGAAACACGCUUUCCUGUCACACUUAGCUGUGAUACAUUAUUUUUCUAUUUUGUUCCCACAACUUCAAGAAGAAGCUCUGCAGGACUCUUUAUUGUAUUGUUUUUUUUUUUUGUGCCAAUAGCCUCCAUGGUGCACCAAGGCUGGUUUUAUAGGUGCCAAGUUGCUGUUAAAAAGUUUUUUACCAUCUUUUCUUUCUGCUGUUGUUGAACCAACACAUAGAGUGGAGAUGGAGCCUUGCUUUCCAUUCUGUACAUCUCAUUUCUACGACAUUGAUCAAGCUGGAGCGAAUUAAUUGUUUGCACCUUUUUGUGAUGGAUGUUUCCUCCACCAAAAACCUGGAUUGUUGCAGAGGGCCUCUACUCCACGGCUCAGUGGACUGUGCCUGUCCUCAGCAGACUGAAACUGCACUCGGGGCGUAGAGACGAUAUUUGAGCACAAGAUGGCGCAUUUGCACUUUUUCAAUUCUGUUUUCUUUUUUUUUUUUAUUAUAGUUUUAUCAUAUCCAAACGAUAUCCACAGUGUGACAGAUGAUAGUCGUGUUUAUGUUUGUUACAGCAGACAUGACAUUCAACAAAAACCUUCAAGGGGUUUUGUGGCUAGCUGGUGUUGAAUUUAGCUGCUUUAAAAGAAAUUGGAAGUUGAUUCACUCGGUGCACUCUGCUCGUGUUUUGGUGGACAUCCACCCUUUAAAGCUUCAAACUUUACCACCACAUCCAUUGCCAAAUAAGGGCUGACAUGUCAGGAGCUCUGGCAUCUGAACCUGAAGUGUUUACAGCAUCCUAGCUUUAUCCUGCAGGCCAGUGUCAUCAAAUCACCAGAACUGGAUGUUGCUGUGGCAAUAAAAAAAAAUAAAAA
Molecule: messenger RNA, 2239 nt
Organism: Cyprinodon tularosa
Lineage: Eukaryota; Metazoa; Chordata; Actinopteri; Cyprinodontiformes; Cyprinodontidae
Gene: zdhhc20b
Product: zinc finger DHHC-type palmitoyltransferase 20b
Exons: 14
Coding region: 38-1174 (378 amino acids)
Biological process (GO): synaptic vesicle maturation; protein targeting to membrane; peptidyl-L-cysteine S-palmitoylation
Cellular component (GO): Golgi apparatus; endoplasmic reticulum
Molecular function (GO): protein-cysteine S-palmitoyltransferase activity
Source: RefSeq, a predicted model, not a curated record